Messenger RNA from Eriocheir sinensis (Chinese mitten crab), 7322 nucleotides. It is a transcript of the gene NANS, whose product is annotated as sialic acid synthase-like. Lineage: Eukaryota; Metazoa; Arthropoda; Malacostraca; Decapoda; Varunidae. Gene Ontology annotation, biological process: carbohydrate biosynthetic process. The record is from RefSeq and is a predicted model, not a curated record. The coding region runs from base 475 to 1527 and encodes 350 amino acids. Gene Ontology annotation, molecular function: N-acylneuraminate-9-phosphate synthase activity. The transcript has 7 exons.
AAAUUCGCACAUGCAACACCGAGUCACCACUGAGAGAGAACAGCCGCGCCAGCUGGGCCGAGCGGCGCCUCAUCGCACUAAACGAAGAUCAAUGUGAACCUACAAACCUCCUUUAUAAGUACCUAUACUCUCCUCCUGAGCCUUCCCCGCGCAUUCCAUAAGUCAGAUUAUGCGCAUGGAAGAUCAAAUAUACUGCAGGACGCGUAGGAAUCGGUGCAUGAGGGCGUGGGGCGAUAAAAUUAAGGAGAUAAGUGAGAACCGGGUUGAGCAUCCGUGGCGCAAGAGUGUCUGAGGUCCUGCGCGGAGGCUGCCAGCUCGUUCAUGUAAACAAAACAGGGACACCCGCAGGUCAGUUCUACGCUUUUCUCCCUCCAUUCCGCCCUUUCCCCGGCCCCUACACCAUUGUUCUCCUCCCCGCGUCACAGCCCAAGCCACAUUCGAGCCAAGAGUACGGGAAAAGAGACUAAAGAGGACAUGGAGCCCCUGGAGCUGGUGCCCGGCCGCUACAUCGGGGAAGGACAGCCGUGUUUCGUCAUCGCGGAGAUCGGACAAAACCACCAGGGGGACAUCGACAUCGCCAAGACACUCAUCCGCAGGGCCAAGGAAUGCGGGGCGGACUGCGUCAAGCUCCAGAUGUCUUCGAUCGAAGACAAAUUCAACAAGCAAGCUCUCAAUCGACCUUACGACUCCGAACACUCCUGGGGCGACACCUACGGCGACCACAAGAAGCACCUCGAGUUUAAUUACAACCAGUUCCGGGAGCUGCAGGAGUACGCGAGGGACAUAGACAUGCCCCUCACCGCCUCGGCUAUGGAUAUUCCGUCGGUCCACACUCUCAGCGCCCUCGACGUCCCAUUCAUCAAGGUCGGGUCAGGUGACAUCCACAACCUGCCUCUCCUCCGCACCGCCUCCACUUCCAACAGGCCCCUCGUCAUCUCCACAGGUAUGUCAGAUAUUGGCUGGGUGUCUCAGGUGUACGAGGCCCUCACCGACCCCCCCGCCCCCCUGGUCAUCCUGCAGUGCACCUCCGCCUACCCCACGCCCCCCGACCAAGUGCACCUCCGCGUCCUGGACACCUAUGCGCAGAUGUUCCCGCACGCCCACAUCGGCUACUCCGGGCACGAGCUCGGCAUCUACGUCACCAUUGCGGCUGUCGCCAGGGGAGCAAGGGUGGUGGAGCGUCACUUGACCCUCAACAAAAACUGGAAGGGGAGUGACCACGCGUGUUCCUUGGAGCCCCACGACCUGCGAGAAUUGGUCAACGCCAUUAGAUGCGUUGAGGCAGCCCUGGGAAGCCCUCUCAAGGCAUUCCAGCCCAGCGAGGACGUGUGCCACAGGAAGCUCGGCAAAACACUGGUGGCAGCGCAGCCGAUCAAGGCGGGACAGAAGCUGAUGGAGUGCGAUAUGGUGGCCAAAGUCGCGGAGCCUCGAGGAGUCGCUGCCCACCGUCUUGAAUCCCUCGUCGGCGGCUACUUGAACAGGGACGUGGAGCAGGACGAGAGCAUAAUGGAGGCGGACGUGUUGUGAGAGGGUGGUGCGCGUGUCCUGGUCUUGGUCUUGGUCUUGGGCGUGUACAAAGCGUAAGAAGUUUUCAUGGCCUUGUAACUUUAGUGUGAGUUGAGUUUGAGUUUUGAAAUGUGUGUGUGUGUGUGUGUGUGUGUGUGUGUGUGUGUGUGUGUGUGUGUGUGUGUGUGUUCAAAUUUUGGUUUAUUUAUUUACUAACCUGAAAUUCUUUACAUCACUACUGUGUCUACUACUACUACUACUACUACUACUACUACUGCUACUACUACUACUACUACUACUACUACUACUACUACUACUACUACUACUACUACUACUACUACUACUACUACUACUACUACUACUACUACUGUUACUACUACAAUAAAAAAACACUACCUCUACAGUCGUACCAAGUAUGAGCCGAGUGAGUGUGUUGUGUGCCUGAACAUAAAGUUAUGACAUAGCAUAAUCUUUAUUUUUUGUUUAGCUUCGUCUCGGUAUUGGAGAAGCAUGGCUGGCGUCUCUUAAAGAUGUUACGGUGCAUCAUAAGUUAUUGAGAAUCACAUAGUUUUAACGAGGAAAAUUUUUCCAUAGAAAAUUAUAAAAUUGCAUGCUGCUAAAAAAAAUAAUUUGCUCAUUAAUAAUAUGGGGGUAAAAUGUUUUGAUUGUAAAGUAGAGCUGAAACUGUGAGUCGCAGCAUAAUUCAAAUUAGGUUAAAUUGCAUCAUUCUUGUUUUGUUAAAAAUCGACCAAUGAUAGUUUCGAAGCGCUUUUGACGCAUUAAUAUCGCUAAUGAAUUACUUAAGCUUUGAGGUUCUUGACUGGCAGACCUUCUGGAGGAAAAAUAACAAAAAAAAAAAAUUAAGCCAAAGAAACACAAUGAUUUAUAAUUAAAUGGUUAUCAGUAUGCAAACUUUAAGAACUCUAAUAUCAUUUGUUUUUGUAAUAUUUAAGAAUUGUGGUUAUCUACUACUGGAUCAUAUUACAUCAUCGUGAAUUCAUGGCUUUGAUAUGUAUAUGAAAAUUAUUUAAAUAAAACUUUUCUGAUAUAGGGAAAAGCAUCACGUACAGUAAAAAUUAUAUAUAUAUUUUUUAAAUUCAACACAUUUUUAUCACGUUCACUUUAUUUCAUAGUGGGUGACACGUUUCGUAAGUCAUUGUAUCGGUGUCAUUUCUGCCGUCACUCCUUGCAGUGUUCCCGGUCUGCUCACGGCGCCCCCCAGUGCAGUAUUGAUGAUCCCUGGGUUGUUGUUAUCAUUUCUUCAUCUCAUGUCCCCCGUGUUUAUAUGGCUUUAUCAUGCGAAUUUCAUAAGGUUGUUGAUAUUUAUAAUAACGCGUAGAAUGGAAGUGUAUUUCACUUUUAGAUUGAUAAUCAUCUUAACUUUAUAUCUACUUAUAUUUCCAAAUUUAUAUAUGUAUGAUGGAAAUAUUUUGGAAAGCUAUCAACACGUACAAGUAUUUUCAUAAGUGCUAAGCCAUAAUACAGUUAUACAUGACAUUUGCCAAAAUAUCCAUUUAAUAACAUAGUUGGGAGAUAAAUAAAUAACAUUAUCAUUUACACAAACAUUAGCUGCAUGUACAAUUAUUAUUUGAUUUCAACAGGAACUUAAUAAUAGCAUUUAUUGUUCGUACGGCAACUGUAAUCACGUUUUAAACAUUUUGUGUGUGUAAAUAUGUAAGUUGGACAUGUCUGUAGAUUUACCUCCGCUAUUGUACACUUUGUUUAAACCAACUCGGCAGAUAAGCACCUCCCCCUUCCCGAAGAAGUGAAGAUCAUUACCAAUCCACAAGCAAGUCACGCCACCUCUCCGACUCAGGCUGCCAGUGAUUGGUGGACGGGGCCAAAGGUCACGCCUCCUCUCCAACUCAAGCUGCAUAUUACUGGUGGAUGUUAGGAAAGGCUAAAAGUUAUUGCUGGUUGAUGAGUUGGAAGAGAGGGUCUUAUUUGUGGGGAGGUAUUUUAAACAGAGUAUUCCUGUUAGUGUUUUACGAUGGUGACGGUGGAGACACACGUAUUUAGCCGCUAGGACAGUACGAUGCAUAAGAAUCUGUGCUGCAUAUAGCCUUACCCAGUAUGCUCAAGAGUUGUAUUUGUGAUAUUGUUUCUCUUUCCUUUAGCUUCAUGCAUGGUUACCUACCUAGAAUUACUCGAUGUAUACCGAGGCAGCUGUGAUGUGUUUCUCUCUCUCUCUCUCUCUCUCUCUCUCUCUCUCUCUCUCUCUCUCUCUCUCUCUCUUUUCUCUAUCUCUUUAUCUACCUAUCCAUCCAUCUAUCUAUCUCGAUUGUGUGUGUGUGUGUGUGUGUGUGUGUGUGUGUGCGGGCAUAGGCAUUGGUUACACAUACUGUCUAUAGCGCUUCGGUGUUCAGUGUUUUUAGGUCUUCGUGGUUGUUACGCAAUCGUUUGUUUGGUCCUCGAGAUUGUCUUCGCUUCCUUCCUUUCAGAGUCUUCAGUUUUCACGUCAAACACGAUUUAUCACUGUAAAAGUUUAAAUCACAAAAUACUGUUAAAGUUUAUGCAACGUGUCGUGUUUUUUGCAGCACCUGACCAAUUUUAAUCUUUUGUAGACACACGCACACUUGAUUGGUUGGUUCUCUGUAACACGAUCCUGCAAACUACAAGGAUGCUACGAACAGGGUUUUGUGUCGCUGUGAUAAAGAAGGAAUUUUACUCUAUUUUCUAUGGAAUGAUUCACGUUACAGCCUCAAAUAUGCAUAAAUAUUUAGUUAUAGGAUCUAUAAAAGGUACAGUGAGCGACAAAAGUCGUGUCGUGAAACGUGAAAACCUGAGGCGACAGGAUAAACAUGUAUAUUCCGCAGUCCAUCAAUCACCCUCCAAAAACUUUGAAGAAGAAGAAGAAGAAAAAGAAAAAGAAAAAAGAAGAAGAAAGAGACACGGCCGGUUGAUAGCACUGACUUGAGUUGCCAUCUGGUUCAUAUAUUUGUUAAUUUUGGAGAUGGACCACAUAUUUAGCCUGUCGCCUCAUGUUUUCACAUCUCACGGCACGACUUUUGUCCCUCACUUUACAUGUAUGAGCCCUUAGGAAUCACACAGCCGCAAGCACCAGUUUGGAAAAGCUGCAAAACCCUAUAAAGUUUGGUUAAUCUAUGCGUCCUAAGAGUUAAUGUUGUGUAUUUUACUUUUCAACACUGUUAGCUCAUAAUUAUUGCCACAAGUCACACCUCCACAAGACACAAGAUAUUUGAUAAAACUUAUUGCAAGCACAAUCUUUUCCGGCCCUGAGGGUGGUUGUGGCCUUGUGCUUCUAAGGGACUCGUAUGUGCCAAGCAGAGCCAGGGAAUAGGAGAGUCUAGCGAACCUCACCACAGGCGCCAUAAUGUUACCAAGAGAGCCGCGCGAAACUCAAACUAAUGCUGAUACAUUUUGUGUGUGUGUGUUUGUGUGUGUGUCUGUGUGUGUGUGUGUGUGUGUGUGUGUGUGUGUGUGUGUGUGUGUUCUCUAGGUACUUCUUCGAGGUCCUGAUGAUACCUAGAGCACAAAAAAACACUAUUGCAUCAGCAUCAAUUUGAAUUUCGCUUGUCUUUUUAGGUAACAACAUGUUGCCUGUGACGCGGCUGGCCAAACUCUCCUGUUUCAUGGCCCUGGUGCUAAGGUAAAAUAUAAUAUAGUGAUAGACUGAAACUGCAAGAUGAACAGAAAUUUGGUGGACGUUAGAUUUGCCGCCUCUAUGUGAAGAGUUUUCAGGGUGGAGUAACAUGGAAACGGAGUUGCAUGCCAUGUAAGAGUGUGGAGGGAAAUAUUUCUCGCGAAACUGACAUGUCAAAAACUAGAUUAGCGCUCCUGGUCUCUCAAAAAAUAUAGUGUGAUUGUGCUCAGAACAUUAUGAUCACUUAGUUUUUCUUCAAGUCAAUGUUUUGUUGGACUUGGUAGUUUAGUGUGUUAGAGGGUCAAGUCGUGGAAGUAAAGAGCCGGGGAGAGCCAGUUCGAACCCCAGUGCCGCCGCGUGACAUCAGGAAGAGCAUCCAAUCGUCGUAUUAGUAUUUAUAAACUGUUACAUGGCUAGUUUUGGCUUUUUUAUUCCAUUUUUGAGACGGAGUUAGUUGGAAGUGGUGGAGUUUCACAGAUUAAAGGACACGCAAGAUUUUUCAAACGUCGCAUUAAUAUUCAUUAACAUUAACAGCUAAGCUGGCUUUUUAUUCCAUUUUUUUGGGGGGGACGGAGUUAAUUAGAAAUCUUGGAUUCUUACAGUUAUGUCAACAUAUUACAAACUCAUUCAUAAAAGAAAAUAUAUUAUAACUCAACAAAACCAACAAACCACGCCCUGAAAAACGGUCAAAAGGCAAAUCAGCCACAUCGUUGCUAAUAAAGACUAAUUAGACGUUUAAAAAAUCAGGCAUUUUACCCUAAGCCACAACCCCCCAAAAAUGUCAAGAAGAAAAAGAUCGUUUAGUGCUUUUUUUCUAGCUUUGUCACGCCACACUGUUCACACACGCAACGCUGAAACUAUGACUUGUAAACAUCUCGGACGGUUUAGUCUUUAGCUCUUCACAUUGCUUCGGGGCAACGCUUCAAAGUUCAUGUCUUCUAUUUACUUCAAAGAAAAUGAUCGGAUGUGACACGUUAUUGAAUUUCUUAACGGUUUUCUAUAUAAAUUUUCCAUGUGUCACAAUAGCUAUAAAGUCUUCUUUUCACACCAAGGAAAGUUAUCGAAUGUGGCUCGUUAUUGAAUUUUCAAGUAUACUAUUUAAUUUUCCUUGAAGCACGAAAAUUAUAUGUCAUAAUUUGUUUCAGGUUUCGUUAUGCAAUACGUCGUAAUUCAUGUAAUUCCUGCUUGACGGAAGUACGAAAAUAAUUUGAAAUUCACAAUUGGUGUAAGCACUUGUGUGUGUUAUUUUCUCCGAGACUUGAACGCUUCUACACCAUUGAUGUUUUUUAAGCUUAGCAUAACAUUUUCUUUCGGAUUCUUGAGUACUGAACAUUGUGUACCGAUACUUCUCUGCUCACUUAGCCAUUCCGUGUAAUAAGCCAAGUUUUUACUUCUAGGCAUAAUAGGCUAAGACAUCCCACAACAAACUCUUACUGCAUAAUAUUGUAGAUACUGACAUUCUAAAUAAUCAAUUGAAAAGUAACCACGCAAAAAAACAUUCCUUUUUAUCCCUAUUUUUGGCUCUUAUAUACAAACUUCUUUGUCUGUGCCCUUUCACACCAAUUGGAAAGUAUUUUUGGAGUAGUUCUAAAGUCUGUCACAAACGCCAUAUUGAUCUCUAGCCCUGUCUGUAGUGUUUUAGUAUCUGUCUGUAUCAGCUUCCGUCUCCACAUUUGAUGAAAGGAUUUUAGAGGGAAUUCAAGACAGUAUUUCAUCCACACCACAAACAUACACUUCUAUUUAUCCUUUUAAAGUUUUCUUUAUAUUUUGUUUUUCAUCUGUGUCCUUGCAUACCGUCUGGAUUUUUAUUUUUUUUUAUUUUAUUUACACACUUACCUGCAAAUCUUUUUAUCCCUUGUUGGUGUUUUUACUCACAUCUCUUUACCUUUGUAGUCGGAGUUUUUCUUUAGAAGGAGCCUGGCGGAGCCUUUCGUCUCCCUUGUCAGCAGUUGACGCCUAAUCGAUAGCAACUCAGGGUUUUCCUACGUUCUGUGUCGUCUUGGUGUCCAGCCCGUCAUUAAACAUACCUUUCACGAUGUUUGAGUUUCUUCUGGAUCUAUAACGCGCCGGGUUACUGCUCCUGCUUCUGUUACCACUAAUAAUAAUAAUAAUGUUACUACUAACACUAUUACUACAACAAGUACCACUGCAUAUACUACUACCUAUACUACUACAUACGCUACAACUACAUACACUAUUACUGAUAUACCUC